Messenger RNA from Olea europaea var. sylvestris, 1991 nucleotides. Its product is annotated as protein kinase PINOID-like. Gene Ontology annotation, cellular component: nucleus; cytoplasm; plasma membrane. Bases 329 to 1645 code for a protein of 438 amino acids. NCBI's taxonomy places the organism in Eukaryota, Viridiplantae, Streptophyta, Magnoliopsida, Lamiales, Oleaceae. Gene Ontology annotation, biological process: protein phosphorylation. The record is from RefSeq and is a predicted model, not a curated record. The transcript is spliced from 2 exons. Gene Ontology annotation, molecular function: ATP binding; protein serine/threonine kinase activity.
UCUUCUCUUCUUCUUUCUCUGACUGUACGGAACCCGAAUUUCCUGUUACACGGAAAAGCUCAUCUCACCAUUUACUUCCGCAAAGCUCUGUUAGGUUUAAGCCAGAUUCUUGAGUUUUCACAUUUCGACUUUGUUCUUGAUUCUUAUUUACUUUUCAUUCUUCUCAUUUGAUUUUCCAUUUCUCGUAUCUGAUUCGACAGGAGAAAGUAAUAGAAUACCCCAAAAGCUAUCCAUUGUUUUCAAAUCGUUUCCCAAGGAAUUUUCAACUGGUAUCUUCUGUUCAUCUUUCGCAAAAAAUCCCACUUUUUUACAUGAAAUUGUUUGUAAAAUGCUAGUCUUUGAUAGAAACUCCGACGACUUGAUUUUAGAAGGUUUUAGUUCCGGCAAAACCUCCAUGAGUAGUGACACGACCAUUAGUCAUUGCACUAGUUUUAGCCGAUUGUCUUUGGAGCUACCGACUAGGUCGCCGGAAAAUCUGCAUACACUGAAACCCCACCGAUCAUCGGACUACUCACUCCAAGCCAUUCGCUCAAAGACGAGCUUGAGCUUCCGGGACUUCAGUUUGGUCCGCCAGAUCGGCAGUGGAGACAUUGGCAAAGUAUAUCUCUGCCGCCUCCGCAGCACGGCGGAGGAGAGGCGGCUCUAUGCCAUGAAGGUAGUCGAUAAUGAAGCUUUAGCGUUGAAGAAAAAAUCCCGGAGAGCUGAAACGGAAAGAAACAUCAUGAGAAUGCUGGACCAUCCAUUUUUGCCUACUCUUUAUGCUGAAUUUGAAGCCUCCCAUUUUUCUUGUGUUGUAAUGGAGUACUGUUCUGGGGGUGAUUUGCAUUCUCUAAGGCAUAAACAGCCUCAAAAACGCUUCUCUCUCGCCUCAGCUAGGUUUUAUGCAGCUGAGGUAUUGGUAGCACUGGAAUACCUUCACAUGUUGGGAAUCAUCUACAGGGACUUAAAGCCAGAAAAUGUAUUGGUUAGAUCGGACGGUCACAUUAUGCUCACUGAUUUUGAUCUUUCCCUUCGCUCAGAUUCAAUCCCAGCCAUAGAAUCGCCUGUCUUUUCAUCCGAUGAACCACUGUCAUCGCCAACAGCCUGUGGACUAACCCCGUUCUCCUGCAUUUCCGACAGGCUGUUCCGGUCAAAGAAGAUCCAGUCAUUCUCCAACAACCGGUUGUUCGUGGCGGAGCCGGUUGCCGCCCGAUCUUGUUCUUUCGUUGGAACCCACGAAUAUGUGGCGCCCGAAGUUGCCUCCGGUAGGUCCCAUGGCAAUGCCGUGGACUGGUGGGCCCUUGGGAUCUUUAUUUACGAAAUGAUUUACGGAAGGACCCCAUUUGCUGGUCCAUCGAAUUCGUCCACACUGCGUGACAUCGUAAAAAAGCCGCUAACUUUCCCCAACGGCGCGCCGUGCAAUGUGAGUGAACUACACGCUCGGGACUUGAUAUCCCAGUUACUUAACAAAGACCCGAAUAGGAGACUCGGGUCGAAACGCGGGGCGGCUGAAGUCAAGACCCACCCCUUUUUUAAGGACUUAAAUUUCGCUCUAAUUCGAUCCGUAACGCCACCGGAUUUACUGGGGAUCCGUAAGCAGAGAACGUUGACUUCAGUAGAUGAGAAGAAUUUGAGGCAACAAACGGCACCGUUUGACAUCUUCUGAUUGACUAUUUGAUGUUUUAUGCUAUCAGAGAGGCUGGAUGACCACCACGUGGUGAUGUUUUCCCGUAGAUUUUGUGAGGAUGAGGGCUUAGAAUCUAGAGUUAUGCUGCACUUACAAAGGUUGAUAAAAUUACGUCCACAUCAAUCAUUUCAAAAACAGAUUUUUAAAUCAUUUAAAAUUAAUGGUCUGAAUUUUUCCAACACACUUUGUAACUCAACUUUGUACGAGUAGCUUUAUUGUAGUAUCUAGCCAAUUAUAUUGUUAUUAUUAUCUCUAAGGAAAAAAGUGUACAUAUUAUGCGGCUAUAUAAGUUACGGCAUUAUUGUCUCACCAUUUAAUAGGGUUC